AUAAAAUUUCGAGAAAUUACUUAAAUCCCUUUAUUUGCAUUAAAACAUAUAAAACAAACGCAAAGUGUUUUAUUAUUCACAAAAUAGCAAGAUGGGUUUGAAAAAUCACACCCUUGUGCUUUUUGCCACCUUCACAGUUUUUUUUUCUGGUAUUGCUGCUAGACAUGUAGAUCGUCCCUCAGCCGGCAAUUCACUACUAAACAACCCAAAUAUUUUGACUGCAGUUUUGCAAAGUCGAGGGACUUCACCGAACCAAAUCCUUGAGAGACUCCUCUCAGCUGAUGGAAACAUUGAGGAGGCUGUUAAUGGUAUUAACGAGGAAAUUAAAACCGAUCUUCUCACAGUUGACGGUGAUUUAAUCCGAGUCAAACAAGAAGAAUUACGAAACUUGAUAACAGACGGAAUUAAAGCAACAAUCCGGGAGAAAUUCUCCAAAAACCCAUUCUUGGUCAAAAUCCUUGAAAAACGUUUCGAUGAGUUGUACGCAACUGUCCCAUCAGAUGAGCCCAUUGCCGUCCCAUUGGGCAAAAUCCAAGAAUUGUUAGAAAGGACAAGUCGCAGUAAACGUGAUGUUCAAGCACGUGAUUUUGAUUUGGGGGCGAUAAUAACCGAUAUUUUGGGUAAUACACUUCGUGGCCAAAUUGUGAGUCUUGUUAAUGGACUCCUUGAAGAAGUUAAGGCCACUUUACAGGGUUUGUAUGUGGCGACGCCCCCAGCUGAUGAUUUGAAUGCUGUUUUGACGUAUGUUGUCAAUACGCUUGUGAAACGGGCUUUAGAAAUUAUAACUGUUGUCCAAAAAAAUUUGGAUCAAAUUAUUAUUAUUCCACCGGUUAAUGGAACGGAAGUAGUGUCUCGAAGGAGGCGCGAAGUGGGGGAACCACUUGCAGUCACUGAUGAAGAAGGUGGUUUGGAUGUCAUCAUGAGGCCAAUACUUGAAUUGUUGGCUUCGAUUCUUACUCCAGUAAAUGAAUUGACUAAAACUCUUGUUGAUUCUGUUUUAAAUUCGCUUACUCCUAUUAUUGGAAGUUUGCUUAUAACGCGGAUAAGAAAUGUGGUUAUUGCGCUUAUUGAUCUUCUUAUACCAGCAAAUCCGGUUUAAGUUUUGUUAAAAACUUUUGUAAAUGAGAUGAAAUAAAAAAUUUGAUUGCAUAA
Messenger RNA from Tribolium madens (black flour beetle), 1152 nucleotides. RefSeq lists its product as uncharacterized. The record is from RefSeq and is a predicted model, not a curated record. The transcript has 2 exons. Lineage: Eukaryota; Metazoa; Arthropoda; Insecta; Coleoptera; Tenebrionidae. Bases 92 to 1099 code for a protein of 335 amino acids.